AUGGCAAUAGUCCACCUCGCCUCAGAAGAUGAUACCUUUCAUGAAGAUCAGAUUACGAUUUUCAAAGACUUGUAUCGACUAUUUCAACGGAUCGAAUGGUACCGCUUUAGUCUUCUCAUCCUGCUCCCCGCUUUUGGAUCCGUCGCUGCAUGUUUUGUCCCGCUUCAGGGUAAAACGGCAAUCUUCUCACUGGUUUACUACUCCCUUGGCAUUUUGAGUAUAACUGCAGGCUACCAUCGUCUGUGGGCGCACAGGUCAUAUGAAGCAAGCACUGGAGUGAAGUUAGUGCUGGCUGUUCUCGGGACAAGCUCUGGGCAAGGUACUAUUCAGGCCUGGUCCAAGAACCACAGAGCUCACCAUCGAUAUUCCGAUUCCGACAAAGAUCCAUACGGUGUAAACUAUGGACUGCUGUACGCACAUAUUGGCUGGACUGUCUUAAAGCGAGACACCAGAUUAGUUGGCCGAGUUGAUUUUGACGAUCUCUCGAAGGACCCAGUAGUCAAGUGGCAGGCUCGCCACUACUUGCCGCUUUUUGUGUCGAUGGGCUUUGUGAUUCCCACCACGACAAUGGGCUUGCUGUCUGGCGACUGGCUUGGAGGUUUGAUCUAUGCUGGUAUCUUGCGGGUUUUUCUCGUCCAACAAGCGACCUGCUGUGUAAACUCUCUAGCCCAUUGGGCGGGUGGGAAACCCUUUUCGUCAAAAGGAUCUCCGAGGGAUAACUUGGCGGUUGCCCUCAUUACCAUGGGAGAGGGGUUUCAUAACUUCCACCACCAUUUUCCACGGGACUACCGGAAUGGCAUUCAGUGGUAUUCCUACGAUCCGACAAAGUGGUUGAUAUCUUUGUUACACUGGAUUGGGGUUGUUAAAAAUCUGAAACAGUUCCCCAAAAACGAGAUCGAGAAAUCAAGACUCCAGGAACGACAACUGGUACUGGAUGGCGAGAAGAAGAUGUUGGAUUGGGGAAUUCCCGAGGAAAACUUGCCUUGGAUGUCUUUGGACGAGUACAAGUGGGAGUCUCGUCUCGGGCGUCGCUUACUUCUCAUCGACUCCAUCAUCUAUGAUGUUAACAGUUUCAUCGAGCAUCACCCUGGUGGAGCGGGGAUUAUCUCAAGUAACAUCGGCACAGAUGCAAGCAAGGCUUUCAAUGGAGCAAUAUAUGACCAUUCAAUCGCUGCUAGAAACCUGCUAGCCUCCAUGCGACAUGCUCGUUUGACAAAACCGGUUCGCGGAUGA
Messenger RNA from Penicillium brevicompactum, 1233 nucleotides. RefSeq names its product acyl-CoA desaturase. Gene Ontology annotation, molecular function: heme binding; stearoyl-CoA 9-desaturase activity; iron ion binding. The transcript has 2 exons. Gene Ontology annotation, cellular component: endoplasmic reticulum membrane. Bases 1 to 1233 code for a protein of 410 amino acids. NCBI's taxonomy places the organism in Eukaryota, Fungi, Ascomycota, Eurotiomycetes, Eurotiales, Aspergillaceae. Gene Ontology annotation, biological process: unsaturated fatty acid biosynthetic process. The record is from RefSeq and is a predicted model, not a curated record.